Messenger RNA from Mytilinidion resinicola, 741 nucleotides. RefSeq lists its product as uncharacterized. The transcript has a single exon. The record is from RefSeq and is a predicted model, not a curated record. Bases 179 to 595 code for a protein of 138 amino acids. Lineage: Eukaryota; Fungi; Ascomycota; Dothideomycetes; Mytilinidiales; Mytilinidiaceae.
AUCAAGCGAUGUCGUCGGUGGUUGCGCGGCCGUGGCGCAUGUCACGUCGGUGCUGUGUGUGCAUGAAAGCAGGCGCUGGACUCGCCCACCGGCAGCAUCACCGCUUGCUAUGGACCGCGAAAGCGUGAAGAGGGACUGUUGAAGAAGCGGAAGAGAAGAAGUGGAGGCUGAACGAAGGAUGGGGAAGUGGAUACCGCCCGGGGGUGGAGGCUUGGGGCUUGGGAAGGAUGGGCUGCAGCUAAUAUUGCUGUUCACCACCGUUUUUGCCCUCACUUGGCCUGACCCGCUGCCUCGGAAACUGCGGAGAACCUGGGCGUCGCCGUGCAGGCUCUGGGGGCGACGUGCUCAUCUGACAAGCCCGCGCAGGGGAUGGCGUCCAGCGCGUCUCCUUCACUGGCCGCCCCCCUCACGCCUCGCGCAGCAAAAGUCGUGCAAAAGGACGCCUCCGAGAACGCCCUGCGCGCCCCCAUUACCAAAUCUUUCGCCAGCCCGCGGUGUGCCGCGGUGGUCGGCGAGCAACCAGAGCGCAAAAACUCAACUGACAGGCGGCCGCACUUGGCCACAUCCGCGACGAGUGCGGAGAAUUGACAGGUGAGCGGCCAGCGGGCUGCCGCUUCGAGCAGGCCAUGGCGAGUACGGGCUGGGACUCCCUCGCAGAGAGGUUGGCAAGUUGUGGAUGCGUGGAUGCUUUUUGCCCUCACCGUUCAGCCUCGCUCCAUGCGCAAUGCGCAACGAUCUGCA